AUGCUCAAUGUGGCAUUCUUACCUUUGCUUGUUCCAUUCUCUAUCACAGCAUCGAUCGUCCGGGGCAUGACACUUGGUCCCCGAGUAGAAAUUUUCACUCAGCUAUCCUGCAAUGCUAUCUAUGGCCGCGACGUCUACGAUCACACGUCGAACGGCAAUAUCACACUCCUUACCUCUAACUAUUCUUAUAAUCCCGUACUUAUGGAGCCUUCAAGCUCGUAUCUCGAUAGAGCACUUAUAGACACAUCUGGGGCAGUCUACAGUCCUGCGGUAACAUUCAUGAUGCAAAGUUCCGCAGAUACCGGUGACGAUGAUGAUGAACCUGAUCCCCGCGCAAUCCCAUCAAAACGGUGUCUACAAGAUUCUGCUGUUCAAUCUGGGGCCGCUCGCUUGCAAACAAUCAUGACUUUCACAAUGGGUGUUUUAUCUGCGCUGACAACUGGCUGGUGGGGUCACUUCGGUGAGAUUCACGGUCGCACACGAGUGCUGGCUGCUGCUACCAUGGGCUUGUUCCUCACUGAUCUUACGUUUAUCCUUGUAUCAACACCGCAUAGCAUCUUCGCAACGCAUGGCCACAAGUUGCUGAUUCUCUCUCCGAUGAUUGAAGGCAUGCUGGGUGGAUGGCAGACACUCCAAGCUGCAAUAAACGCAUAUGUGUCGGACUGCACUUCUGAUGGAUCCCGAGCACAAAUCUUUUCGCGAUUCACGGGCGUCUCGUUCCUCGGACUAUCCGUUGGGCCUGCUAUUGGCGCGUUCCUCAUCCGACAUCCAAUUUUUUCGGUUCCGGCGAGCCCAAAUAUCCACGGCCAGCCACAGACUGUGACAUCCGUAUUUUAUUUGAGCGCCAUGGGCUCGUUUGUCAAUGUCCUGUUAGCGUUGUUCGUGUUCCCUGAGCCACCAAAGAAAUCCAAAAUGAUCCAGGAGCCAACGAAUGUGCCCGAUGCAGGGGUGUCUGGCGCGAGCACGAGCGAGAAGCAUGGGUUUUUGGCUGGAUUUCUGGGCCCGUUCGCGCUCCUUGCACCUAGGAGGAUUCAGGUUGCGGGUGGUAAAACGAGGAAGGAUUGGAGAUUGACUUUGAUGGCGCUUGCCCUCCUUGUGUAUGCCCUGUCAACGGGAAUCUUCCAGAUCAAGUAUCUCUACGCCGAGCAUGUCUAUGGCUGGGGAGCAGAGCAACUGAGUUACUAUAUCUCGGCUAUGGGAGCGGCACGGACAACAUAUCUGUUGGUGCUUAUGCCCAUGAUCAUAUAUGCGUUCAAGCCAAGAUUGCCGUCUGCACCCUCCGCUGCUCCAGUCGCUCCUGGGAAAAAGCCUCCCCAGACACCCGCUCAGAUCGCUGCAGGGAUGAGGUUUGACUAUGCACUUCUGCGUACAUCUCUCGCAGUCGAUCUACUUUCGCAUAUCCUCGUCUCGCUCUCUCCGCCCGACUCGAGUGCGGCAAUGUUCACAGCGGCGACUUCGCUCAGCAGCUUUGGCGCCGGGUUCGACCCUACGCUGCACAGUUUAGCGCUGUGCAUCAUGCAGACCAGUGGCGAAGAUAACCGCGGGAAGCUCUUUGGCCUGUUCGCAAUGCUCCGGACGGUUGGCCAGCUGAUUCUUGGCCCACUCCUGUUCGGAAUCCUGUACAGCACCACCGUCGCCCAGUACCCGAAGGCGAUCUUCGUUGCCGCUGGGUGCUUUGCGUUCCUCGCCAUGAUCUUCAUUAGCCUGGUUCGCCCCGAUGCUGGCACGAAGACGAAGCGCCGCCCUCGCCGCCUCGAAGACGCUGAACCUGAGCGCGGCCGCUCACGGGCCACCAAGGAUAUCAGGCAAUCUAGCGCGAAGCACAGUGUGCAGAUAGUCGUAGUCCCCGUCGACGACGCCCCCUCUACCUCUACCACAGAUUCCGCAAUUGGGUCGCAGUGA
Fibroporia radiculosa is the source of this 1902-nucleotide messenger RNA. RefSeq lists its product as uncharacterized. Gene Ontology annotation, molecular function: transmembrane transporter activity. Gene Ontology annotation, cellular component: membrane. Bases 1 to 1902 code for a protein of 633 amino acids. Lineage: Eukaryota; Fungi; Basidiomycota; Agaricomycetes; Polyporales; Fibroporiaceae. Gene Ontology annotation, biological process: transmembrane transport. The record is from RefSeq and is a predicted model, not a curated record. The transcript has 8 exons.